AUGGCAUCCGCCAGUAAAGCUCAGUCACAAUGUCUUCGGCUAUGUAGCGAAGUGGCCUCGUCCUGCGACCGGGUUGCCGAGGAAAUGUCUGAUUUUAUCGACCUGGCAAAGCACCUGCCACACGGAUUCGAGCCGCUGGCCAACGACGUCCUUGACACGUGCCAAGUCAUCUUCUACAUCGAAGCCGGGCUCGGCAACCCGGCUCGCAACGACGAGCCCCUCCCCCUUGAUGUGGUUGCCUCUCUAGAAAAGAAGUUCCGCGCGGCGCAAACUGAUGUCCAGGCGCUCCAGCAAGUGGUGGCCAAGUUGCUCAAUUACGAGCGUGCGGGUGCCAUGGGCCGCAUGAAACGUGGAAUUGGUAAAAUGUUUGGAGACAACGGUCUGGACCGGAUGGGCAAAAUCCUGACCAAGACGCGUGAGGACCUGAAAGUUAGCGCGCUCAUGUUCCAGUGGAAAUGCGGCGCCGACAGAAUGGAGAGCGAGCUGGGCCUCGGGUGUAUUGGGCUUACUGCCGCCUUGGAGAAGUCGGGGUGCCUGCGUCGACGGGGUGCAUCUUUGACCUCGGAAGACAAUCAUUCUGUUGUGUCGAGUGCCCUGCAACAUCAAAGGGCCCGGGAUAACCACACGCCCUCGGCCCAAACGCCUCAAUCGCCCAUGCUCUCCCAUCUUCCCAUGUCCUCAAAGAGACCGGAUUACGCUCACGACGCCGUCAGCAUCGGCAGCAGCAUACACAGCCCCGUGUUGGACAACUAUUUCGCUUCAUCAACCAGGAACACUCCCCUCUCGGACUACGGCUCCAACCAUGGUCCACACCUCAAACGGAUAACCGCCAUGCCGAACCGUCCCGGCACUUUUGCCGAGAACGACGACUCAAGCUCGGCAUUGGCCGCCAUUGUCGAUGAUGUCAAGGCACUCGAGCUGCAGAGCCCCAAAAAGAUCCAAGUCAAUAUUGAGCCAUUCAAAAUGCCUCGCCAACGGCCUCGCAGCAAUGCCGACGCAGACAAGCCGAGCAUCAAGCAAGCGCUCGUAUCUGCGGUCCGGGCUCAAGAACACAAUCUCAUCACGCAGCUCCUGGAUCGCGGCUGCUCUCCAAACACGGGGCCAGAAGCUCAUGCGCUAAACGAAGCUAUUCUGGGCUACGAUGCCGAGAGUAUCCGACUCCUUCUUCUCUUCGGAGCGGACCCCAAUGCCGCCGAUAAGAACGGCGCAUGCCCCCUCGUCGCAGCAGUCAGCAAACUCUACGUUGAUGCCGCGAUUGCGCUCCUCAAGUACGGCGCGGACCCGAACGUGGGACCGGGCUUGGACUCGCCUCUCUACCUAGCAGCAGCUGCCAACAACAUCAAGCUCACUCACCUGAUGCUGAUGUAUGGAGCGAACGCGAACGAAACAGCCGCCAACGGCAACACCGUGCUCAUCGGGUCCAUCAACAAAACCACCCCCAAGACCCUGAUUGACAUGCUGCUCAACUACGGCGCGUGUCCCAACGAGAAGAACAGAGCGGGCAAGACGGCUCUCUUUGAAGCCAUCAGCAACGGCAGAGUCGACAUUGUGGAGAGCCUGGUCGCGCACGGGGCCGACCCGAAUCUUCCUGGACCCAAGCACAUGCUCUGGGUGGCCAUACACCACACCUCUUGCCUGGAAGUCCUUCUUGCCAACAAUGCCCAUACCAAGAAGUGCCCAGGGUUGCUGGAGCUGGCCGUCAGCAUCAACAGCAUUGAGGCCGUCCGCAUCUUGCUCAAGGCGGGGGUUGAUGCCAACGUUCGAAAGGACGGCCUGUACACGCCGCUUUGCUCGGCAAUCCGCGACAACCGCAAGGACAUAAUGGAGCUGCUGCUGCGCAGCGGCGCCGACCCCAACCUCCCGGCUGCCGAGUACCCGUGCUUCAAGUGCGUCACCCACCAGCGCGAGCAUUUCCUGCCGGCUCUGGUGGACGCCGGCGCCAACUUGAGCUCGCCAAAGGGCAUCCUCGAGACCGCCGUGACGUCCAAGAACCUCCCCGCUCUGAAGUGGCUCCUCGAGCAAGGCGUCGACGUGAACGAACGAGGCGCCAAGGGCGACACACCGCUCACCAGCGCCAUCCGCAGCAACGACGUUGGCCUGGUCGACACGCUCCUCGCCUACGGGGCGAAUCCCAACCUGCGCGGGCAAGACUGGCCGAUCUGCAUGGCUGUUCAGAACCCCGAGAUCCUGGUGCGCAUCCUCGCCGCGCUGCGCGAACCCCGGGCCUUCAAGGGCGUCAUGGAGACGGCCGUCGUGGCCAACCAGCUCGAGUCGGUCAAGCUGCUCCUCGCGGCCGGCGUCUCGGUCGAGGACCGCAACGGCGGCGUCUUCUCCCCGCUCACCUCUGCCAUCCGGGAGCACCGCGUGGAGAUCUUCAAGUUUCUCAUCAACGAGGCCCGCGCCGACGUCAACGCCCCGGGCGAGCACCUGCCCAUCGUCAAGGCCCUGCGGCGCUGCGCCACCGAGCACACCAGCAUCAUCGACAUGCUGCUCGACAAGGGCGCCGACCCAAACGCCAUGUACAGGGGAUGGAACGGCAUCAUGCAGGCGCUCGAAAACGGCGACGCGGACAUGUUGAAGAAGCUGGCGGAGAGGUCGGGUGUCGAUCUCAAGGCCAAGAAUGAGUUUGGUCAGACGGUUACCGAGAUUGCCGUGUCAAGAGGGUGGGAUGAAGCGGUGGAUAUUCUGCUUGCGAAUGGAAGAACGUAG
Molecule: messenger RNA, 2709 nt
Organism: Ustilaginoidea virens
Lineage: Eukaryota; Fungi; Ascomycota; Sordariomycetes; Hypocreales; Clavicipitaceae
Exons: 1
Coding region: 1-2709 (902 amino acids)
Biological process (GO): RNA processing
Molecular function (GO): protein binding; RNA nuclease activity; RNA binding
Source: RefSeq, a predicted model, not a curated record